Molecule: messenger RNA, 400 nt
Organism: Staurois parvus
Lineage: Eukaryota; Metazoa; Chordata; Amphibia; Anura; Ranidae
Source: the annotation of a GenBank genome assembly
CACAGUACAGGAGAUGACCAGAGACUGCGGACACAGUACAGGAGAUGACCAGAGACUGCGGACACAGUACAGGAGAUGACCAGAGACUGCGGACACAGUACAGGAGAUGACCAGAGACUGCGGACACAGUACAGGAGAUGACCAGAGACUGCGGACACAUCUCUGGUCAUCCCCUGUACUGUGUCCGCAGUCUCUGGUCAUCCCUGUACUGUGUCCGCAGUCUCUGGUCAUCCCUGUACUGUGUCCGCAGUCUCUGGUCAUCCCUGUACUGUGUCCGCAGUCUCUGGUCAUCCCUGUACUGUGUCCGCAGUCUCUGGUCAUCCCUGUACUGUGUCCGCAGUCUCUGGUCAUCCCUGUACUGUGUCCGCAGUCUCUGGUCAUCCCUGUACUGUGUCCGCAG